Molecule: messenger RNA, 750 nt
Organism: Clupea harengus (Atlantic herring)
Lineage: Eukaryota; Metazoa; Chordata; Actinopteri; Clupeiformes; Clupeidae
Product: histone H2B 1/2-like
Exons: 1
Coding region: 50-424 (124 amino acids)
Source: RefSeq, a predicted model, not a curated record
AACCUCAUUGAGGCAGUUAUAUUCUGUUUGAGAUAGACAGAGAUACAUCAUGGUUGAGCCAGCAAAGCCAGCACCCAAGAAGGGAUCCAAGAAAGCAGUGACAAAAGCUCCAGGAAAAGGAGGCAAGAAGCGCAGAAAGACCAGGAAGGAGAGCUAUGCCAUCUACGUGUACAAGGUGCUGAAGCAGGUCCACCCCGAUACCGGUAUCUCGUCUAAGGCGAUGGGCAUCAUGAACUCUUUCGUGAACGACAUCUUCGAGCGCAUCGCUGGGGAGUCUUCCCGCCUGGCUCACUACAACAAGCGUUCCACCAUCACCUCCAGAGAGAUCCAGACCGCAGUGCGUCUGCUUCUGCCCGGCGAGCUGGCCAAGCACGCUGUGUCUGAGGGAACCAAGGCCGUAACCAAAUACACCAGCUCCAAGUAGAGCGUUAUAUUAACACACUCCAACUCAAAGGCUCUUUUAAGAGCCACCCACCUCUUCUUUGAAAAGUCUAUCCAAUGUUUUUAUUUAUUUUUUAUUUUAAUCUCGUUCCAUGUAAACUGCUUAAUUCUCUAUACACUUUGCCUUGCAAUAAUACAAUAAGUGUUUUUAAAAAGGACAAGUGAACGGCGACCCAAGCUGCGCUGUGGUCAAAAAUCUUGUCUUCAGGAUGGUCUCAGACCGUUUAACUGCAUAGCACGUAGCCUGGGCCAGUGAUCAAUUCAUUAUAGUGGUGUAUAAUCCUCAAAAAUAAAUAAAAAUACGCACAG